AUGACAGUUUGUUCAGUGAAUUCAAAAAGCGGCACCGUCGCGGUUUUUUUUCGAUUCGAUGGCUGACCGUUUUCUUCAUCUGAAAUUAUUGUGAUUUUUAUAAAGAAUUUUUGCGUUGUUAAUGGAGACAGGAGUGAAAUACUACAGACAUGAACAGAACCAUCAGUAUGAAGCGACUAAACACGCCAUCCAGUUCGGCAAAUGUGGGCGCAGCGGAGGAACAGUUGGAUGCAGCGAUAUUCCAUUGUUUGACGGUGCUCUCCAAGCGGAAUCCACCAUCGGAACAAUUUCGAGCCGUGUUCGCCAAGGGAAUGUUCCUGAAGCCGAACACCAAGGCGUUUAUUCACGUUCUGCACUUCCUGUUUAAUGUGUACGACGCCAAGGAGUUUCGGAAGCGGUUCUACUGGCCUAUUUUCGACAAGAAUGCGGAAAGUGCCUUCCGUAGUUCAACCGUGGAGUAUGUGAAUAACUUGGUUGAACGAGGAAAGCUGGAUAUGGAAAAGAUCAAGGCUCACACGGUGGUUCUUCCGGGCGGGUUGAAGUUCAUGAAGUUUUUGUUGGUGCUGAUCAAGUUUGUAACGAAGGAAGAACUGAGACGAACUGGUGUGCAAACUGGAGGCAAGAUAAUCUGCAAAAUUAAUGUAGUGCAGCUCUUGGAACAUCAUCAAGAAUGGGAGGAUGUUGGGACGAAAAUUCGGGAAGCCAUCCAAAAAGACGUUGGUGUAAUUCAAAGCAGAAUUCAAGGAAUAGAUGAAUGGCUUGAAAACUUGUUCGCUGAAUGCCAAGGACCAGCAAAACAAAUGAGUUACGAAAAGCUGAUCGAACUAUGGGGAACAAUCAACAGGAAACGAUUCGAAGAAACUGAAUCCAAGCGGAAACGACUACAGGAAAUUACGACUGAAUACAACAAAGUUAUUGUGACGGCCAAAAGAAAGCUUGAGCCAAAGGAGCUUGUACUGGGAAUCAAGGAAGAUGAACUCAAGGAGACGUUAUAUCGUUUGGAAGUUCUGUUCCCCGAUAAUGCCUGCCACUUUCGAGAAGUGUUCGAUGAGAAUGGGAAGAUUGACGCUGUAAAAAUGUUUGAAAUUUUGAUAUUUCUUGUUCCGGAUAUAAACCAGAACUUGUCAGGAUUUUCUGUUCGCAGCAUUGAGUCGCUCAAGUUUGAAUUGAAAGAACUCUCCAAAGUUGUCGUAAAAUCCGAUAGUAUAUGCCACGAAUUAGCAUCAUUGCGAAGAAGUUUGCCAUUUGGAGAUGCGAGAUUUCAGGAACUGCAAAAACAAAAUCAAGCUGAUGAGUUGAACGCUGAUCUUGGAAUCAGGAACAAAAUCUUCAAUACUCCGCCAAUCACUCUCAACUUUCAAGAUGACUGCGAACCAGGCAGUCGACCAAUAUCUAAAAGAAAUCGGCUUGCUCUACUGGAUGAUGAUCAAAUUCAUCAGAUGAAUCUCCGGAUGCGACUUCUAUCAUCUAGCUUUUGUCAUCAGUUGCCCAAAACCCCUCGUUCCGCUAAGAAACCCAAGGUAGCCCCUGCAAGCCCAGGCAACGUGUUUGCCGUUCCAAAACCUGCGCGCAAGGAAAAAAUGAACCCUCUCUCAAUGUUAAACAAAAUAACAGCGCAUGGCAAACCCAAAUCGAAGCCCCCACCAGUCAACAGCACUCUUAACAUAUCAUCCCUCUCAACGUUGGGAGAAAUUUCCCUUCGUCCCGAGUUUUCAUCGACUCUUCUAGGAACACCAGAAAAACAGACGUCGCAAACCAAUCCAAGUAUUACUCCAAGCGAUCCCGUCAAAGAUCCACCCUCGCAAUCAGCUUUCCAACCGUCACCUCGCUUGAAAGCCAUAUACAGCCAGGACAUGAUAGUAGAGCCACCAUCAUCAGCCAUAACACCACUCCCCCCGGAUUUCCUCCUAGGCCAGAGCAGUCGGAACAGCAAACGGAGAAGCUCACUGCUCCAGCUCGACCAGUUGCAAACGUCUCCGUCCGGUAAGCUGGAGUCGCUGGUUAUGAAAGCGAAAGCAGCGGCCACCACAACGGCGAUGAGCUACAGAAUGCCGAAAAUCAGCAUAACCACACCGGAGGAGAUUGAUUCUGGAAUUGGUGAAGCGAUCAAGGCGCAGGAUGUGGAAGGAAUGGGUAACUCACUGGAGGACAAUUGUCUGGAUGAUUUGGAGCGAACGCUGCAUUCGCAGGCCCAAGACACCUCGUUGGAUGAUCUCUCGAAAACACUCGUGGCGCUGGGAAUGAGCCAGUUAACGCUCACAUCGCCCCCGAACGGCUGCAUCACCGAUGAUCCUCAUCAUCCGGCUCCGGCUGUUUCAGUGCAAACUAUGGACGAGGAUCUAUUCAAUGUGAGUGAUGGUAUUUUAACUGAUUUUGAUUGAAAGUUACUUUUGUUGUUCAGUGAUUUAUUUACUCAGAAAACGUUUGUAAAUGUAUGUAGUAGGAAUGCAAAUAUACGCUUCAAUUUUAUGCGAUUAA
Messenger RNA from Aedes aegypti (yellow fever mosquito), 2478 nucleotides. It is a transcript of the gene dgt6, whose product is annotated as augmin complex subunit dgt6. The record is from RefSeq and is a predicted model, not a curated record. NCBI's taxonomy places the organism in Eukaryota, Metazoa, Arthropoda, Insecta, Diptera, Culicidae. The transcript is spliced from 3 exons. Bases 150 to 2381 code for a protein of 743 amino acids. Gene Ontology annotation, cellular component: HAUS complex; mitotic spindle microtubule. Gene Ontology annotation, biological process: spindle assembly. Gene Ontology annotation, molecular function: microtubule binding.